Molecule: messenger RNA, 3868 nt
Organism: Acanthaster planci (crown-of-thorns starfish)
Lineage: Eukaryota; Metazoa; Echinodermata; Asteroidea; Valvatida; Acanthasteridae
Product: serine palmitoyltransferase 2-like
Biological process (GO): sphingosine biosynthetic process; ceramide biosynthetic process
Cellular component (GO): serine palmitoyltransferase complex
Molecular function (GO): serine C-palmitoyltransferase activity; pyridoxal phosphate binding
Source: RefSeq, a predicted model, not a curated record
UCUUCGGUAGUUGACCUUGCAUCAAGACUGGAUUGAGACCUCUUGCGUUUCUACCCGUUUAGCUAUUUCAUAAGUAUAUGGGGUUUCCAAAUGCCGGUCUCUUAUCCGUCACAGGAUUCUUUCCUGAUAACAGAAUCGCCCUGAGGACCCCUCCUCUUAGAGUAGACCCCUUUUUAAACUGACAGUGAAAUUUUAUGUGUCUUAGUGAAAUAACUUUUAAUAAGAGCUUAAAACACUAGUUAAAAAAAAGGAGGAAAAAAUCUGCAUGUGCAACAAAGCCAUGAUUUGAAAACCCCGCAUAUCCUCGUAUGGUACGUACUGUGUACAUGCACGUCACGCGUGUACAGCGAGUUAUCAGCUGUCUUUUUCACGCUCGCUUGAAUGUGUGGUGCAUGGUGUGGGCGGGGAACAGACUGGACGAAGCUCGCCGGCUUCCUCAAAAAUCCAUAGGCUAGUCCCUUCUUUUGAGUUUUCACUAGUUUUCUGACCGUUGAACACUCAGUGCGACAGGAUAAGAAAAGGCUGGAGGAACGGAAGAGGUAAAUGAAGGCACGAUACACCCCUUGUUUCAAUAAUUACAAAGCAAACAUGGUGUUUCUCCGUGGAGCAACCACCACGAUGCAGAAGCCGGAGUGCGAAGUGGACAAAAACGGAGCGGUAGCCGGUGUGAAGAUGGCGAACGGGUUCGACGGCUGCAGCUCAGCGGUGAGGAAUGGAGCAGUGCACGGUAUGAUGAUGGCCAACGGCAAUGGGGUGCACAACGCUGGGCUGACCAACACCUAUGCUGUAUGUAAUGGCAAGAUGAAUGGCUAUGCCAAGACUGAGAGUGUAAAACCAAAUGGCACAGCAGUGAGACAGAGGCCAAGGGAAAGCAAGUUUGAAGAGGUUUUUGAAGAGACCCCCUUGCAUGUUGCCGUCAUCACCUACUUCGGCUUCCUGGUUCUCAUUCUGGUGGGCUACAUCAAGGAGCAUCUCUGGAGACUGGGAAUCAUGAAGAUGCCUGGUGCUCAGGAGUCACCCAAGCUCAAAGACUUUGUGCCGCUGUUUUCUGAUUUUGUGAAUUUCUUUGCCCGCAAUAUCUACAUGCGAGGCAGAGAUUGCGGACACGUCCCGAUAGCCAGUUUGCCUGGUCCUGAGGUUGACAUCAUGGAGUAUUCCACACCAGACAACAACUGGACUCUUAAUUUUACAGGAAGGACUAAGAGAAGUAUCAACUUGGGUUCCUAUAACUACCUGGGAUUUGCUGAAAACUGUGGGCCACGAUCAGUGCAGGUGGACACAAUAACAAGACAGUAUGGAUCUGGUAUAUGCAGCCCAAGACGAGAACUAGGUAAUUUAAAUAUCCAUUCUGAGUUAGAUCAUCUUGUCUCUCGCUUCACGGGCAAGGAGGACGCUGUCACUUUUGCCAUGGGCUUUGCCACUAAUGCGCUCAACAUGCCGACGCUGAUAGGAAAGGGUUGCUUGGUAGUCAGUGACAAACUGAAUCAUGCAUCUAUUGUACUGGGUGCCAGGUUGUCAGGUGCGGUAGUCCGUAUAUUUGAACACAAUGACAUGGAAAGCCUGGAGAAAGUCUUGAGGAAUGCCGUUGUAGAUGGUCAACCUCGUUCCCACAGGCCCUGGAAGAAGAUUCUUAUAGUGGUUGAAGGCAUAUACAGCAUGGAGGGCUCAAUUGUGUGUCUUCCAAAGGUGGUUGCUCUCAAGAAGAAAUACAAGUGUUAUUUAUACCUGGAUGAGGCCCACAGCAUUGGAGCAAUGGGACGUACAGGACGUGGUAUCGUGGAGUACUUCGGUGUCAACCCUGAUGAUGUUGAUGUCAUGAUGGGAACAUUCUCCAAGAGUUUUGGCGCCUGUGGAGGAUACCUCGCUGGCAGUAAGGAUUUGAUAGCUUGGAUUAGAUCCAAGUCUCAUAGUGCCGCCUAUGGAUCCCCUAUGGCUCCCCCCGUAGUACAACAAGUCAUAGCCAGUAUGCGAACCAUCAUGGGAGAAGAUGGCACAAGCAUUGGAUCGAAUCGCAUUAGUCGUCUGGCUUGGAAUACCCAGUAUUUUCGCCAUCAUCUGCGAGAGAUGGGGUUCAUAUUUUAUGGCAACCAGGACUCACCUGUCAUUCCGAUUGUGAUUUGUGUGCCAGCCAAAGUACCGGCAUUCAGCCGAAUGUGCCGUAAGCGUGGUCUUGGUAUCGUUGUCUGCGUAUUUCCUGCUACGCCACUGGUUGAGAGCAGGGCAAGAAUCUGUCUAUCAGCAAGCCACACCAAGGAAAUGCUGGAUAAGGCUCUGGAAAUCAUAAGUGAGGUGGGUGACUUGUUGAGCUGUAAAUUGUCCAAGCUGCCUAAACCCCCACCAAGGGAAUGGACCGACCAACCUCCACUUGUGGAGGACUAGAAUCCCUUCUGAUGUAUGCACAUGGAGUCCAUCCAGCCGGAAUCUUGGUGUUCGUAGAUACUCCAGCCUGAAGUAGUGUCUUUUGUUUGGUUUUCUUGGUCGUAGCAGCAUAUCCAUAUCUGUAGAAAUUUGGCUUUUUCUCUUGCCAUUCUGAAAUAAAAUGGCUCAUUAGCCAUAGUUCCUGUCAAUGAGGCUAUCACGUCAUGGACUUCUACAAGGAUGGAGCCCUGAACCCCUCAGUACAGAACCUUGAGUUGUGAAGAUGGCUCAAAUGGGUUGUCAACUAUUAGCAAAUGAACAUGUAAUAACAGCCACAUGCAGUGAGAAUUUUUGAAGGCUGAUUAAGACAGGAAGGUAAUGACCUAUCAAACUUGUGCCCGUAACUGAGAAGAACUUUCCAAUCGUUCAGUGCAUGUGAACUGCUUGUGAUGGUCGGCAUCAAAGAAGUGAUGUCGCUGAACAUUUUCAAUCAAGCUGCAUGCACUGUGAGUGAAUGCAGUUGGAACAACGAUAGACAUGUUGGCACACAAGGCCCUUGUCUUAUGUGAUAAAAACAACCUAGUUCUUCUGGUGCGGUAUUGUCUUGCUGUCUCAGUGAAGUAAUAGUAUCUUCCAUGAUAUUUGACUGCUACCUUAAAGGAAAAUUGUCUUGUGGAGUAAAAAUAAAUUAUACACAUUUAUAGACUAAAACUGAAUGGGAAAAUUGUCAAAUGGAAAUAACAAUCCUUCUAAUGACGAGUUUGAAAAACUGUUUUUGAUUCAACAACUGUGAAUCCAGAAAGGUCUUCUGAACUCUGAAGUUGAAUUUGUUUAAGAGCCUGAUCACAGAUUUUUUUUUUCAGCAGUAAAGUGAAUGCUACUCUCUUGAGUUAACUUUGAAUAUUUAAUAAGGUAAUAAAUAUGCGUUUGGCCAGUUAUAAACAAGCUUGUUUCAGAUCGGCUUGGCCGUCAAAGCUGUGAAAAUGACCCUCGUCUUUGGUUGGGGUCAUUAUCAGCUUUUAUCAGUAAAAGUAGAUGAUAUGCAUCAGGGCCAUUCAUAUGUAUAUGUUUUCAUACAGUUCAGCAAAAACUCUGAAAGUUUUGUAUGUAAACUUCUCUACUUUUCCACUUUGUGUGUUUGUUUCCCCUCUUCUGUACACAGUGUACAUUAAGAUGAUUUAAAUGACAUGAAAAGGCCGUUACUACCAUCGGUAAUCUAGGAGAUUGUUCAAGAAAAACAAAACCUAGUAUAAAAAUUAUCAACAUCUGAAAUUCUUUUUUCCUAAUAUUAGCAAACACAACACUGUACAUGGAUAUGCCACCGAAUAUAACCUGACAGUUGUAAAUUUAAAAAAAGACUGACUUUGAUAAUUUCGAUAAUUUUCAUUUACUGAAAAUGGUUCACUUGGGAGACGUUCCCAUAGGAACGCGCACAAAAUUUUUUCAAACUCUACCAUCCCAUAAUUCAAUAUUCCCUAAUCCGAUCUUAACCAAACUUUGCACGUUUUCC